Molecule: messenger RNA, 176 nt
Organism: Acaulospora colombiana
Lineage: Eukaryota; Fungi; Glomeromycota; Glomeromycetes; Diversisporales; Acaulosporaceae
Source: the annotation of a GenBank genome assembly
UCGCUACAUUCGUUCACGGUGAUGGACCAUCCAAAAGGCCUGCUUCCCGAAAUGUGCAUAACACCGUAUGUGAACGGGCGGGCAGAGGUGAGUGUCCAAGCAACGAUGAAUGGAAAAUCUUGUUGAUAUUAAUCUCUCACCGCCGAGGGACCGCAGCUAUGCAACCGUACGAUUAG